GAGAAAGAGCAUCACAUGUUUGAUUGUUCUUUCAUUUGUAUUACUCUCUUGUAAUCUGAUGUUUCAUCCUGCAAGUUGUAGAUUCUUGAUUUCAUCUCUAUGAAUGCUGUUGCUAAUAACUUACUUCAAUGUCCUACUCUGAUGCUACAGUCGGAGUUUGGAGUGAAGAAACAUCAUCUUCUAUAAUUGAUGAGAAAUAUGUUUCUUUUUUAUGAGUUUUUAGUGAGUUUUGUUGCGUUAUUGUAUCAAAAUUACUAAAUGAUACAUAGAGCCUUUUUUCUUUUUUGCCCCUUUGUCUCAAUUUUUCAAACUUAGUUUAGGAUUAUUCAGUUGUCUGUUGAUUAGACGGAUUCUGUAACCCAAGCUACCGUUGACUAUCUUUGGAUAUCAGUUGCGUACAUAAAAAAUAUAUAUAUCUUCAUUACUGGGUUUUGAACAUUUUGCUUACUUAAUUGCCUGUGGUUCACCUGCUAUUAGAAAAAUAUAGCUUGUCUAUAAGAUUAUGGCUCAUCUCGCCAUCCAUGGUUGUUAGGCUCUCGCUGUCUAAAUGCUUUGUUUGAGCCACCUUGGAGGCCUGUUAUCAGGUAGAUUUAGAUAAUAGGUUGUCAGGGUAGCCUAUACUCCAGAUUAAAUAUGAAGGAAGCUUCAGGUGUCUGUGUUUCAAUGAGACCCAGACAGGAUUUCAGAGUUCUUGAGGUUGCUCAAAGUAGUUUCAGACAGGCUCAUCAUCUGUUUAGCUGUAUUUCUGAUCAAAAUCAGAAAAGAAGCAUUCAGGAAGUAAGCCUGAUUGCUCAAGAUACAGUAAAUGAAUUCAGAAAUCUAGUUAGACUCCUUGAUGGAUCAGAGCAGUCAGGGUGUAAGAGGAUCAGGAAAGGUCCUUUGCCACAUUCCCAUGAUAUAAACCCAGUUGAAUUGAUGGAUAGUCCCAACUCUGUGUCUAAAAGCCCUCACCACAACUUUUCUCAACCCAAUAGGCAGCUAUUCCCUCUUCAGAGUAUUCAGUCAACUACUUCUUUGAUCCAUGCCAAUAGUAUCGACUUGUAUAGGGAAAAACAGAAGACUAAAGACAACGUAGACGUCAAAACUAAUUUGAUCCUGGGGUUCAACCUUUCCCUCUUACAGCCAAGCACAUCCUUUUCAAGUUUAGAUGGAGGUGGCAGGAUAAUUCAUCAUUCAACAUCAGAAAUUCUUCCUUCUCAAGAUGAUGCCUCUAUAUCUUCCAAGAGCAAGAGCGGAGCGAAAAGUGAGGAGAAAUGCCUAGCCUCAACCGGUGGAUGUCACUGCUCAAAGCGAAGGAAAUUGAGGAUCAAGAAAGUAAUUAAGGUCCCUGCUUCAAGUACUAAACCAGCUGACAUACCUCCUGAUGAUCACUAUUGGAGAAAAUAUGGACAGAAGCCAAUAAAAGGAUCUCCAUAUCCCAGCUACUACAAAUGCAGCAGUACGAGGGGAUGCCCUGCGAGAAAACAUGUAGAAAGAAGCUUGGAGGAUCCUACCAUGUUAGUUGUGACUUAUGAAGGGGAACAUAAUCACUCCAAAAUUCAAUCUCCCAAUCCCGACAUCAUGCUUCAUAUUUAACAAUAAAAGCAAACCAAAGGACACCCGUAUUUUCCAAGCUGGAACUGAUCGUGCACCUGCAAGCUAAGGUUCUUCCGCAGCUUCAUGUUUCCUUAAAAAGAGAUCAUGUCACUCCUUUAAGGCUCGUUAUUUUUAACUUUAAGUCUAUAUGCUUCUCCAGCAAUGGUUUUGCAGGUCUACUUGUAUAUAUGCACUCUCAAGAUUUCCUAAUAAAGGUUGAUUAAUUUGCUUUAUGCA
Populus trichocarpa (black cottonwood) is the source of this 1812-nucleotide messenger RNA. Its product is annotated as probable WRKY transcription factor 17. NCBI's taxonomy places the organism in Eukaryota, Viridiplantae, Streptophyta, Magnoliopsida, Malpighiales, Salicaceae. Bases 634 to 1575 code for a protein of 313 amino acids. Gene Ontology annotation, biological process: regulation of DNA-templated transcription. The transcript is spliced from 3 exons. Gene Ontology annotation, molecular function: sequence-specific DNA binding; DNA-binding transcription factor activity. The record is from RefSeq and is a predicted model, not a curated record.